AUGACCGAAGUAUCUGCUUCAUCCCUGUCGGAACAUACAUCAGACAGCUCCAAAACUGGCAGCAGUAAGACUUCUGAACACUCGGGGACCAAAGUUGAACCUGAGAGAGACGAUGGGUCUUCUCCGAUGGAUAUGGAAAGAAUCAUCCAAACGGACCGUAUUACAAAGUCCUUGGACAAGUUGGUGUACCAGACAAAGUUGGCCAUUUGCAUUAACAACCUGAUGAAUGACAAUAUCCUGGCCAAUAUUUUGACGAAGAAACACUUGGACGCUGUUACUUCUACAAUUUAUCAGUACCACAGACCUGUGUACGAGUAUGCUGCGAGUUUAAUAAAUAUAGCAGCCGCGGAUGAUAUUUCGGCGGGAGAUUUAUCAUUGAAAAACCGUGUCAAUCCUGACUUAUGUUUCAUGAUGUACACUCUGUGCAGUUAUCCAGAGCUGAAACCGCAUGUAGAAAGGAUCACGGAACAGGUCAAAGGCCCCUCCGUUGGAUUGAAAUAUCUGCAAAAGUUGGAGGAGUUCCGCGACCUGAUGGUGAUACAGAUGAAAACUACGGCUGCAGACGAGUUGGCUGCAAUAAUAAACACGAGGAAGCUUGAGAAAAGUAAUAACGAGAGUCUGGAGAAGAUUCGAGAAGACAAAGAAUGCCUUGAACAGGAGAAGCUGGACCACGAGCAGAUAAUGCGUGAGAAAUUAGAAUUGAUUGAGCAGCUGAAGCAAGAACUCGAACUUAACCACCAUAAGGCGAUUAUAAAGAGGAAAAAGGAAAUCCUUGAUUCUGAACGGCAAAUGGUGGUGGCCACUCGAGCUCACACGGUCAAGUACCAGAUGCUGAAAGAGGAGGCGGAAGAGACCCAAGACGGUUAUCACUCCUUGCUCCACCGCGGUCUAUUGGCUGAAAAACAACUCCGAGAUCGUAGAAGGAAAUGCGAAGUGCAGCUGCAGUCUUGGCUGCAGAAAUACGAUGUGGAGAUGAUUGUUAAGCAAGAAGAGCUGGAUGAGUUGAUCAAGGUGCAUGAAGAAGAGCGUGAGAAGAUCGAAGUCCUGAAGGUAAUAUACGGUGUUUUUUCUUAG
This is a messenger RNA of Cydia splendana, 1074 nucleotides long. Its product is annotated as dynein regulatory complex protein 10-like. The record is from RefSeq and is a predicted model, not a curated record. Bases 1 to 1074 code for a protein of 357 amino acids. NCBI's taxonomy places the organism in Eukaryota, Metazoa, Arthropoda, Insecta, Lepidoptera, Tortricidae. The transcript has 7 exons.